CUUUGUUUUAUUAGCUCUCAUAAAAGACACAGAGUGGGGAGGCUGCUGACUUAUGGAGAGCUGCGGGAGAGAAGAACGAACCAGCUGAGAUUUCUCUUCCACCAUGUCAACCAAUGGGAGCUCAGAGACAGGCUGCAGGUCAGAGUUGAGACCCAGCAAUAACACGUGCAGCCAGAAGGAACUGUCCGUCACCGCCUCCGUUAUCUCCAUGACCAUGGGCAUCUUCUCCAACAGCCUCGCCCUCUUCAUCCUUGUAAAAUCCUACAACCGCAUCCGGAUCAAGUACAAGGCGUCCUUCCUGCUGUUUGCCAGCAGCCUGGUGGUCACAGACCUGCUAGGACAUCUCGUCAACGGCUCCCUGGUGCUUUUUGUCUACAGCUUCCAAAAGCAAUGGGAGACAUUUGACCCUCACCGCAUCGUGUGCAGUAUCUUCGGAGCGUGCAUGGUGUUUUUUGGCCUUAGCCCCUUGUUCCUGGGAAGCGCCAUGGCGGUAGAGCGCUGCAUUGGAGUCACCAGACCUAUCUUUCACUCCACAGCUUUAGACUCUCGUCACAUGAAAAGGCUGCUGGGACUCACGUGGCUGCUCGCUGCCCUGGUGGCUGUGCUGCCGGUGCUGCUGUGGAGGCCCUAUAAGGUUCAGAGCUCCAGGAGCUGGUGCUUCUUCCACAUGGAGGAACCCAAAGACUGGUUGGAUGUGCUCCUGCCUCUGCUUUUCUCCAUGCUGGGGCUGCUGGCCUUGCUGCUCUCCAUUGUGUGCAAUGCACUGACAAGUUGUGCUCUGCUGCAGGCCAGACUGCGCAGUAAACAUCACUGCAGAGGAACGUCCUACCACAUAGAGAUGAUCUGCCAGCUGCUGGCCAUCAUGUUGGUGUCCUGCGUGUGCUGGGGCCCACUGCUGAUCCGUGUCCUCAUGCUGAGCAUUAGAGCCAGCAGAGAGCCUGCCUCCUUCAGUCUCCUGAUGGUGGUCCGUAUGGCCACAUGGAACCAGAUCCUGGACCCCUGGGUCUACAUCCUGCUGAGGAAAGCUGUUCUGAGGAAAAUCUUCACUUUGUUCCAAAGCUGCUGGGGUCCCAAGUUUCAUAGCUUACACCGCUGGCGGCGUAGCGUUCUCCGCAGCUCGAUGGAGACCAGCAACUCAGGCGCCGGCCCGACAAACUGUCGCUACCUCAGUAAAUUACCUCCUCCUGACACUGCGGUCAAAUCCAUCACCUGA
Messenger RNA from Plectropomus leopardus (leopard coralgrouper), 1213 nucleotides. It is a transcript of the gene ptgfr, whose product is annotated as prostaglandin F receptor (FP). NCBI's taxonomy places the organism in Eukaryota, Metazoa, Chordata, Actinopteri, Perciformes, Serranidae. Gene Ontology annotation, cellular component: plasma membrane. Gene Ontology annotation, molecular function: prostaglandin F receptor activity. The record is from RefSeq and is a predicted model, not a curated record. Gene Ontology annotation, biological process: adenylate cyclase-activating G protein-coupled receptor signaling pathway; positive regulation of cytosolic calcium ion concentration; inflammatory response.